Messenger RNA from Parastagonospora nodorum SN15, 426 nucleotides. RefSeq lists its product as hypothetical. The record is from RefSeq and is a predicted model, not a curated record. NCBI's taxonomy places the organism in Eukaryota, Fungi, Ascomycota, Dothideomycetes, Pleosporales, Phaeosphaeriaceae. The transcript has a single exon. Bases 1 to 426 code for a protein of 141 amino acids.
AUGGUCUCGGCCGUAGUACGUUCUUCACUUCUCACCCAUAACAACACUCAACACACCCAAGAACUCGUCCAAGCCAUCAUUGACAGAGCCCAUCUCCUCUCCCAAGCAGACCACGAAGCCAAGAAAGCAUCAAGAAACAUGAAACGCGCCCGCAAAUACGAGAGCAUUCGCGUCCUCGUUGCCACAGAUACCAUGGAUGAAUCCGCACCACAGUACAGUGCAUCUGCUACCACCAGGGGAUGCAUGGCUCGAUCUCCUUAUCAAGAAGAAGUCUUGGAAGCCGGUAGCGAGUUGGAUGUGGCGAGGCAAUAUUGGCACGCUCUGGGAUUCGAGCCGACGGGUAUGCUGACGCAGUUGCAUUGUAAGGAUGCGCAGGUACAGGUCGAGACCAAGAAGCGUGGGGUCAAGCGUAGAAGAGGAGGAUAG